GAGUUGCAUAUAUGCAUAUAUGAAAACUAAACUUUUAUAUUUCCAAUUUCUUGAGGCAAGGGCCUGUCUCUGUACUAUAUAGAGUGUCUGCCCGCUAUAUGCGAAAGUGUUCAUUGCAAUAUAAAAAUCAUUGCAUCUGAGCUGUCAUGACGUCGCUUGGUCUUGCUACCAGACGAGCCCAGCCUCAACUCACUCGCGUGACGAGGCUGGAAGAACAGCUUCGGAGGAGUAUAUCAACUAUUGAAUUAGAUAGAAAGAAAGGAGACAGAGAACGAGUUGUGAUUCUUGGCUCAGGCUGGGCAGGCUUCAACCUCUCCCGCAAGCUAGACAAGAAAAAGUACCAACCCGUCGUCAUCUCCCCCCGCCCCUACUUCGCCUUCACACCCCUUCUCGCCUCCACCGCCGUCGGCACCCUCGAGUUCCGCACCGCCAUCGAGUCCGUCCGCGCCCGCGUCGCUGACACAGAGUAUUACCAAGGAUGGGCGGACGACGUCAGCUUCGCCGACAAGCGGAUCACUGUCGAGGUCAAUGCGAUGAUGACGCAGUCGACGGCGCCGAUGCAGACGGCAGAUGAGGCGGUUGCGCCGGGGACUAAGAAGGGGAAGAGGUUCAACCUGGAUUAUGAUAAAUUGGUCGUUGCAGUGGGGUGUUACUCGCAGACAUUUGGGACGCCGGGUGUGAGAGAGAAUGCUUUCUUCCUGAAGGAUGUGGGUGAUGCGAGGAAGAUCAGGAAGAGGAUUUUGGAUUGUUUCGAAGAAGCAUCCCUUCCCUCAACACCCGAGAAAGUGAAGCGACAACUCCUAAACUUCGCCGUCGUCGGCGGAGGACCAACCGGCGUCGAAUUCUCCGCCGAGCUCUUUGACCUCUGCAACGACGACCUCCGCAAACUCUACCCCUCCCUCAUCCAACACACCCGCAUCAGCAUCUACGAUGUCGCCCCUACCAUCCUCUCCAUGUUCGACAAGCGGCUCGCCGACUACGCGACUAACCAUUUCCGACGUGAUGGGAUAGCGAUCAAGACUUCGCACCAUAUUAGGGGUUUGCGUCCUGGGCUCCCGGGGGCGGAGGAGGAGGAUGGGAGUUCGGGGUUUACGUUGACGACUGAGGAGGAUGGGGAGGUGGGGGUGGGGAUGUGUGUUUGGUCUACUGGGCUGAUGAUGAACCCCUUUAUCCAAAAGGCGCUUAACGAUGUACACAGCUACCCUAGCGCCUCUAUCACCACUCCCCCAUCCAACUCCUCAUCCCUUCCCUCUCCCCCACCAGAGUCCCUCAACUGGCACCUAGCACGCGAUCCCAAAUCCGGCGGUCUGCUAGUAGACUCCCACUUCCGCGUCCAGCUCAACGGCUCCUCCCCCAACUCAACCAACCCAACCAACACCACCACCCCAUCCAAACCAGCAACAAUGCAAAACGUCUUCGCCCUCGGCGACGUCGCGGUCCCUCACUCCGGCCCCCUCCCCGCCACAGCACAGGUAGCGAAUCAAUCUGCGCUCUGGCUCGCGCGGCGACUUAAUGCGGGGGAUGUGGGGAGGGGAGGUGGGUUCUCGUAUAAGAAUUUGGGGAUUAUGACGUAUUUGGGGAAUUGGAAGGCGAUUAUGCAGACGGGGGGGAAUAGUGAGGUUACGGGGUUCGCGGCGUGGUUGGUUUGGAGGGGGGCGUAUUUGACGCAGACGAUCAGUUGGAGGAAUAAGUUGUUGAUCCCGAUUUAUUGGCUCAUCAAUUGGGCUUUUGGUCGUGACAUUGGCAGGUUCUGAGGAACUCGGGGCGAAUCUGUUAUACAUAAAACUAGCGCAUAUGUCGAGUCUGAGGAUACCGUUUGCCCUGAGAUGACAAACUGAUGUGCACCUCUAUGUACACCACUGGAUGUGCGCAAGGCACAUAUCCUCUAUCUCAAGCCCGGGCACAGUGCUGCCGGCGAGUGAGACAUUGACGGGCUCCAUGCGAAGCCUCGGAAGUAAGAAGCAGAUACGAUCUGCUAUCAUCCGGAGGCAGUUAAAAGCGAGAUAGAUAGUAAUCGUACUAGAAUGCAAG
This is a messenger RNA of Pseudogymnoascus verrucosus, 2031 nucleotides long. RefSeq lists its product as uncharacterized. The record is from RefSeq and is a predicted model, not a curated record. Bases 147 to 1754 code for a protein of 535 amino acids. NCBI's taxonomy places the organism in Eukaryota, Fungi, Ascomycota, Leotiomycetes, Thelebolales, Thelebolaceae. The transcript has 8 exons. Gene Ontology annotation, molecular function: NADH dehydrogenase activity.